Messenger RNA from Lodderomyces elongisporus, 2628 nucleotides. RefSeq lists its product as uncharacterized. The coding region runs from base 1 to 2628 and encodes 875 amino acids. The record is from RefSeq and is a predicted model, not a curated record. The transcript has a single exon. Lineage: Eukaryota; Fungi; Ascomycota; Pichiomycetes; Serinales; Debaryomycetaceae.
AUGGAGUCUAUACCGCUUACAUUCACCCAUGAACAUCGAUCAGAUCGUUCGCUUUAUAAACUAUGGAAACUCACAAAUGACGUACUGUGCAUACUGUGCUCUAAAGUACCAACAACAGAGAGACUAAACAACAGAUCGUGGAGACUUUUAAACCAACGCGUGCUAAGGCAGCACCACUACUCAAACGUGUCUAUAGACAGUAUUCAGACAUAUAAUGGAAACAACAAGAACAACAACAAGAAUAAGACCGGUACUGGAAGUAGAAGUAGUAGUACUAGUAGUAGUACUAGUAGUACUGCUGCUGCCGCGUACGUCGAUAUCACUGCAUCUCUACAAGACGCAGAGUUAAAUGAGCUUCUUAAGGAGAAAUUGACAAACCUCAAACCGCAACAAUCUCAGUUUAUAAUGAACCGGCCAUCUCUAUUCACACACUCUUCCAACUUUACCCAAUACCAAGCAUCGCGGAAGGAGGCUAGCAUAGAAGAGAAAAAGAUUGAACAAUACAACUACUCACAUACAGAAAUCCAUCAUGACGAUGACAUGGAGGAGGAUAGCAGUAAUAAAGAGUAUUUUGAUGAAGAAGCCGGACUUCUGUCUGAUAUCUCUGACAUAUCUGACGAUUCCGAUUACGAAGAAUGCGAAUAUGAAGUAUCUCGACAACAUACUCAAACUCAAACAUUUUCACAAGAACCCACUGAAUUGCAACCUGAAAAUACUUUGGAAAAUAAUGCACGUACUAUGGACGAUACUACUCAAAAACAAAGUGGUUUGAAUACGGAAUUUAAUGAAAAAGACACAGGACUUAUGCAAAGUCAAAUAUCAUCCACGAAACAGCAUACCUCCAUCAACAGGGAACACGAAUCAUUAUUCAGUACUGGUAAUAAAAGCAACAAGUCCACACAAUCAUCCUUACAGAGUAUAAAGAAUGGCAGCGUACAUGGACAGAUAAAUUGCGACAACUCAAAAGAUGACGAUGAAGGAUAUCUGUCAACAGACAUAUCAGAGGAUGAAGAAGGCAGCGAUGACGAAGAAGAAGAAGAAGAAGAAGAAGAAAGGGGAGGAGAACCACAGCAACUAGAAGAUAAGCAAGAAACAAUGGAAACAAAAGUAAAUGAUGAGAUGGAUCCAAAGUUACUUGUACGCGACGAGGAACCAAGCUCUAAUAAUGUGAAAGAUGAUAACGAAAGUGAAUGGAUGUCAAUCAGCUCAAGCUCUGUUGCUUCCUCAGCAAUCUCGGGCAAUGGAGAUGGCGUAGUGGCAAGAGCAGCGCGCGAUGAAUCGCUUCAAUUCACAAAAGUUCAGCUUCCUCCAGCAUCCACUAGUUCAAUGGAGACAAUUUCUUCAUCAUCCGACCAUAUACAAGUACCCAACACCAUGCCAGCUUUGCCCAAACCAAGGUCUCUACUUUCUGGUUUAUUUCUCAAUGAGUUGGCACAUCAAAGUGCCGAAUCAUCAGCAGGAGCAUCUACAAAUGCAUCUACAAAAGCAACUACAAAACCACUUACAAGACCAGUUGCAAAACCCAUACUCAAACGAUCCAGCACCACGGGAGUGACAACAAUUGACCAAGAAAAUCAAAGACCAUCAAUUUUAUUUAAUAGAAAGUUUCCUUCAUUUACAGAUGUGGCUAAAUUGUCGAAAAGAGCUUCUACAGUAGGUGCACUACCACAAGCUCAACCACAACCACAACCACUAACAACAACAACAACCACAACAAUAGCACCAACUACAAUCUCUGCUACAGGAACCAAUUCCUCUUUGUCAUCACCUUCAUUACAUGCACCUACAAUGGCAUCUCUUGCCGAAUUACAAGACGACGACGAGAUAGCGCCUUCCAAAAAGCAAGCAAGUGUGGUUGGUAUAUCGGAUAUAAGCGUUUCAAAAGUACCCAAAGCACCAGAAAUUACCGAUGAAGAGCACGAGAAAUUUUCGAGUAGCUUAAACAGACUCUCAAGAUCGGUUUCUCAUCAUUCAUUGAUGGCGUUGCUAUCCAAAUCCACCAUUUCAUUCACUCGAUUAUAUUCUGCACCACAAAAACUGAAAUUACACGCACGUCCUUUGGAACAUAAAAUUCCCGAAUCCUCUAAAUAUGGUAAUGUUGCAUUUAGCACCGGGAGUGGAAAUGGAAAUGGAAAUGGAAAUGGAAGUGAGAAGGGGAAUGAUAGCAUUAAUGGUAGUGACAAUGGCAUCUUGGAUAAGCAAGAUGUCAAGCGCAAUCAAAUGGCCGAGCCAGAACACGAUCACAGUAAUGGUAAUAGUCAUAUUCGCGCACAGAACCAUAAGCAAUCCCCGAGUUCAUUAGCAUCUUCUUCGUCAAUAUUGAUCAGCUCUUCCAAAUUCUCAAACACUCCACCUCCACCAAUUGCACCAACCCAAAUGCAAAACACUAGUAUUCCCGAGCCUAAACCAGAAUCGAAUAUAGAGUCUAGAUCAGUUUCAAGGUUGGAAAAGGAUUUGUUCCAAACUGAGGACCUUAGUCAAUCAUUAAAGGAGGCUUUAAUCAUUGAUGACAAACUAGGUAAAGUAGCAAUGCCCGAUAGACGAUUGAUCAAGAACUACCAACCUCAAGUUCGAAUUGGCAUCGCUGGCGAUGACGAUUUUGACGAUUAUCAUGCAAAAGGAUGGUAA